Phaedon cochleariae (mustard beetle) is the source of this 3579-nucleotide messenger RNA. The record is from the annotation of a GenBank genome assembly. NCBI's taxonomy places the organism in Eukaryota, Metazoa, Arthropoda, Insecta, Coleoptera, Chrysomelidae.
CGGGGACUGACCUUCGUAGUUUCAUAUUACCUACACUCGGAUACAAUACAAUCGUCAGGUGAACGUGGUCGGAUAAGCACACGAUUCCGCCUCGUAUAUACCGAGUGUCGACGUUCAAAAUGGCCACCACGGUAUGAGGUGUUCCUCGAGAUCGCGCUCCCAAUGAAAUGUCGCCAUUUUUGGCUCGGAAUUGUGUGCGUGAAUUGUUUUAGCCUGAUUCGAAAUUAGUCAGAAAAAUACUCUCGAUUUUUGUGAGGGUGUUUGUGAAGUGUGGCGCAGGUGCUCAACAGCGAUGUCAAAUAUUCGAAUAAUGACAGUCAUCAGGAGGAACCAAAGCCAGUAGAAGGGAAAAAUUAAACAUGCUGCACCAAAACUCAUACAAAUCCAUGUACAGACCCAACUUCUACGAAAGCACUUGCCUGCGAUGCAACGAGACCGUCUACCAAGUGGACCGCAUCGGUCCUCUGAAAGACUUCACCUUCUUCCACAGCGGCUGCUUCAAAUGCGCUGUCUGCGGCACGAAAUUGACCCUCAAAACGUACUACAACAACCAGCACCGGCAGGAGGAUAAGGAGGUGUACUGCAACAGUCACGUGCCGAAGAUUGGGCCGGGCCAUCUAGAUGGCACCUCGGUCGGAAUCCGGUCGGCCUUGAACGUGCCCAAGAGCUCGAACUUCGUCAACGAGCAGAUCAGGGGACCGUGGAGGACAGACGGAGAAGCUGUCCACGUGCGUACUCAAACGAACGGCCUAUCUCACCACCCCACCCAUGCCAGCCCUGUGGCGCAGUCCGGCAACCUGCAGCACAGCCCAAACUCUUACCACCCCCACCACAACCACCCCAAUAACCACCCCAACCACCACCGCGAACCGUCCCCCUCGUACCAGUACGGCAGAUUCGAUGCCAGCGCGCUCCAUAUCGCGCAUGCGCUCAAGCAAACCGAAUUGCAGAAGUCCUACAAGGUCAACCGGGAGAAGCCCAUCGAUUGCUAUCUGGACAGAGAUGAACAAAGAAGACUGGAGAUGCGGCAUAGGAAAGAAGAAGAUGAUUUGUACACGAAAUUUCAAAGACAGAGGGAAGAAGAAGAUAGACGAAUUCGGGAUGAAAUUAGGAAUGAAUGGGAGAAAGAACUGGAAAGACUCACGAGCAGGUUCGAGAGAGAACUGCAGAUGAAACGAAGACGAGAUGACCAGAACAAUUUGACCUUGAGGCAUCAGCAGGAAAAAGAUGACUUGGAAAAAAAUAUGACGCUGAGGCGAGACAAGAAGAAAGAAUCUUUAACAAGAAAAAUGCUAGAACAUGAAAGGGCAGCAACGGCAGCAUUGGUCGAAAAACAGAGCAGCGAAAUGUUGGAAUUGAUAAAUGAAAAACGCAGCGAGUACAUGCAAGCAGAAUCGCUGUAUUUGGACCAGAACGACGGAUUCACUGAAGAACUUCCGCCCUAUCCGAGUCAUGCUCCGGAUCCUUCACCUCCUACACUAAGCAAAUUUCAGGUAUAUAGCGACCCAAUUGAAUUCGCCAAUGUCGAUCAAAUCGCAAUUUCUGUUGCCCAAGAAGAUCAAAAGUCGUUUACUGACUUGGUGAGGCAAUUGGUGGGACGGUGUGGCUCCGACAUAGAAAAGGCUAGGACUAUAUUUAGGUGGAUUACAGUGAAAAAUUUGAAUACUAUGUCAUUUGACGAAAACUUGCGAGGGGAUUCUCCGAUGGGUCUUCUGAGAGGCAUAAAGAAUGGUACUGAGAGUUACCAUGUUUUAUUCAAGAGGUUAUGUAGUUACGCCGGUUUGCACUGCGUGGUGAUCAAGGGCCACUCGAAGUCGGCGGGGUACCAGCCAGGCGUGCGCUUCUCUGAUUCCAGAUUCCGCAACUCCUGGAACGCUGUGUACGUGGCUGGCGCGUGGCGGUUCGUGCAAUGCAACUGGGGCGCCCGCCAUCUUGUCAACGCCAAGGAGGCGCCCAAGCAGGGCAACAAGACCAAGUCGGACAGUUUGAGAUACGAAUAUGACGACCAUUACUUCCUGACCGACCCCAAAGAGUUCAUCUACGAAUUCUUUCCCCUGCAGCCGGACUGGCAGCUCCUCAAAAACACCAUCACCCUGCAGGAAUUCGAGGAGCUGCCCUUCGUCAGAUCUUUGUUCUUCCGAUAUGAACUUUAUUUUUCGGAUCCGAACACCAAAGCUGUCAUGUUCACGGAUUCCACUGGUGCGGCAACAGUACGGAUAGCAAUGCCUGCCCACAUGCAGGGCAGCCUGAUUUUCCACUACAACCUCAAAUUUUAUGACAGUGAAGGGGAUACAUAUGACGGGGUGUCGCUCAAACGUUUCGUCAUGCAGUCAGUAGUGGGCAACGUGGUAGCCUUCAGAGUGCACGCUCCUCGCAGCGGCGCCUUCCUGCUGGACAUCUUCGCGAAUGCGGUAACACCCGAGCAGUACCUCACCGGCGAGCCGAUGAAGUUCAAGAGCGUGUGCAAAUUCAAGAUCCGGUGCGACGAGCUGCGCACCGUGAUGGUGCCGCUGCCGGACUGCGCGAGUGGCGAAUGGGGGCCCACCAAGGCCACGCGGCUGUUUGGGCUGGUGCCCAUAACGCAUCAGGACGCUUUGAUAUUUGCCGACUGGGAGCUAGAAAUCCAAUUCAGGAUGUCGAGAAGGCUGACGGACUUCAUGGCGACGUUACACAAAAAUGGCGUCGAAGAAAAAUCUUUGUCGAAAUUCGUGUCCCACAAUAUUUCCGAUGACAUCGUCACGUUCAACAUCAGUUUUCCUGAGGAAGGUCAGUAUGGUUUGGACGUUUACACCAGAGAAAUGUCAUCUGCGGUGGACAACAACGGGGAAAAGCACUUGUUGACGCAUUGUUGCAAAUACUUGAUCAACUCUUCGAAGAGGAAUUGAUCGAACAAUGUGUUUUGGGUGACUUGAUUUGAUGAGGAAUGAAAUUCUGAUUUGAAUUUUCGGUAGGCAGACAUCGAAACAUAACACACUCCUAACACUAACAGUUUUGGUAGGUGUCGUUAGAGGAAUAAUUUCGCUGAGGUGCAAUAUACAUAGAUAUGUUUGUUAAAAUUAUAUAUUUUUUAUAUUCGAGAUGUUAUAUAUCUACAACAUGUUUCCAGGAAAUUUGCGGUCAGUAUUAAAUCAUUUGUUGGUUCUCAAAAUCUGAAAUAAUCGUCAACUGGAGUUUAAUAUGUCCACUUCCAACAUGGGAUGGUUGAUUCAAAAUCAAGAAUAAUUUGACGCAACAAUAAGGAAUUUUGAUUGAGUGCUCCUCAAAAUGAACAUAAUGUAUAUAUUACCAGAAUAUAAGUAUAGAUAUCCUGAAAGGAUCCGAAUUUCUAUUUGAUGGACUACAAACUUUGGACUAUCGAUUAAGAGAUUUUUUGAAUGACUGCGAAUUUUUGGACACUCCUUAUUUAUGAAUAUUGUUGUAAUGUUAUUGUUUGCAUUAUUAUAUUUUAAUUAUACAUGGAACUAUUUUUAUAUAUUCAAAUUCAAAUGAUUCUUUUAACAGCUGGCACUCAUUGUAUUUAUCAUAGUUGAUAAUAAUCCGUUCUAAAACCGAAAAAUUUGAUAAUAAACGAUAUAUUUA